Mus musculus (house mouse) is the source of this 2551-nucleotide messenger RNA. It is a transcript of the gene Cxxc1, whose product is annotated as CXXC finger protein 1. The transcript is spliced from 15 exons. Gene Ontology annotation, cellular component: nucleus; Set1C/COMPASS complex; nucleoplasm. Bases 269 to 2263 code for a protein of 664 amino acids. Gene Ontology annotation, biological process: chromatin organization; regulation of DNA-templated transcription; positive regulation of DNA-templated transcription. Lineage: Eukaryota; Metazoa; Chordata; Mammalia; Rodentia; Muridae. Gene Ontology annotation, molecular function: DNA binding; cis-regulatory region sequence-specific DNA binding; zinc ion binding. The record is from RefSeq and is marked validated.
GCUGUCUUACGGACUCGAUGGUCAAGAUGGCGGCGACAGAGAGACCUUCGCGGCUCUAGGUGGGAGACCUAUUUGUUUGCCGCUAAAGCCGUCGCGCCGGGCGUGAGGAGUUAAAGAGUGCGGGGCCGCGGAGGCGGGACCAGUGGCGGAAGUAGUUGCGGGCGCCUUUGCGGGCGCCUUUGCUCCCGCCGCGGACGCUGCCGGGGAGCUCGUUCGGCUUCGCGGGUUGUUGCACGGGGUCCAGAGCGGGCGCUCUGUGAGCGGAGAUAUGGAAGGAGAUGGCUCAGACCUGGAACCUCCGGAUGCCGGGGACGACAGCAAGUCUGAGAAUGGGGAGAACGCUCCCAUCUACUGCAUCUGUCGCAAACCGGACAUCAAUUGCUUCAUGAUUGGAUGUGACAACUGCAACGAGUGGUUCCAUGGAGACUGCAUCCGGAUCACUGAGAAGAUGGCCAAGGCCAUCCGGGAAUGGUACUGUCGGGAGUGCCGAGAGAAGGACCCGAAGCUGGAGAUUCGUUACCGCCACAAAAAGUGCCGGGAGAGGGAUGGCAGUGAGCGGGCCGGCAGUGAGCCCCGGGAUGAGGGAGGAGGGCGCAAGAGGCCGGCUUCAGAUCCAGAGCUGCAGCGCCGGGCAGGGUCAGGGACAGGGGUUGGGGCCAUGCUUGCUCGGGGCUCUGCUUCCCCCCACAAAUCUUCUCCACAGCCCUUGGUGGCCACACCUAGCCAGCACCACCACCAACAGCAGCAGCAGCAGCAGCAGCAAAUCAAACGAUCAGCUCGGAUGUGUGGUGAGUGCGAGGCCUGCCGACGCACUGAGGACUGUGGCCACUGUGACUUCUGCCGUGACAUGAAGAAGUUUGGGGGCCCCAACAAGAUCCGGCAGAAGUGCCGGCUUCGUCAGUGUCAGCUGCGGGCACGGGAAUCGUACAAGUACUUCCCUUCCUCGCUCUCGCCGGUGACACCCUCAGAGGCCCUGCCAAGGCCCCGCCGGCCACCACCCACUCAACAGCAGCCACAGCAGUCCCAGAAGCUGGGGCGUAUUCGUGAAGAUGAGGGGACAGUGUUGUCAUCAGUGGUUAAGGAGCCACCAGAGGCUACAGCAACACCUGAGCCACUUUCAGAUGAGGACCUAGCACUGGACCCCGAUCUGUACCAGGACUUCUGUGCUGGGGCCUUUGAUGAUCACGGCCUACCCUGGAUGAGCGAUGCAGAAGAGUCCCCGUUCCUGGAUCCUGCACUGAGGAAGCGGGCGGUGAAGGUGAAGCACGUGAAGCGCCGGGAGAAGAAGUCCGAGAAGAAGGUGAUGGAGAGGAAGGAGGAGAGGUACAAACGGCAUCGACAGAAGCAGAAACAUAAAGACAAAUGGAAACACCCAGAGAGGGCUGAUGCCAAGGACCCUGCAUCUCUCCCGCAGUGCCUGGGGCCUGGCUGUGUGCGGGCUGCCCAGCCUGGGUCCAAGUAUUGUUCAGAUGACUGUGGCAUGAAGCUGGCAGCCAACCGAAUCUAUGAGAUCCUCCCCCAGCGCAUCCAGCAGUGGCAGCAAAGCCCCUGCAUCGCUGAAGAGCACGGCAAGAAGCUACUUGAGCGGAUCCGCCGUGAGCAGCAGAGCGCCCGCACCCGCCUUCAGGAAAUGGAGCGCAGAUUCCACGAGCUUGAGGCCAUCAUUCUUCGCGCUAAGCAGCAAGCUGUGCGAGAGGAUGAGGAGAACAACGAGAACGACAGUGAUGACACAGAUCUGCAGAUCUUCUGCGUCUCCUGCGGGCAUCCCAUCAACCCACGAGUUGCCUUGCGUCACAUGGAACGUUGCUAUGCUAAGUAUGAGAGCCAGACGUCUUUUGGGUCCAUGUACCCCACACGCAUCGAGGGGGCUACCCGACUCUUCUGUGAUGUCUACAAUCCUCAGAGCAAGACAUAUUGUAAGCGGCUCCAGGUGCUGUGUCCUGAGCACUCCCGGGACCCCAAAGUGCCAGCUGAUGAGGUCUGUGGGUGUCCACUUGUACGUGAUGUCUUUGAGCUCACAGGUGACUUCUGCCGCCUGCCCAAGCGCCAGUGUAAUCGCCAUUAUUGCUGGGAGAAGCUUCGGCGUGCAGAAGUGGACUUGGAGCGCGUGCGGGUGUGGUACAAGCUGGACGAGCUCUUUGAGCAGGAACGUAAUGUACGCACAGCCAUGACCAACAGAGCAGGGCUACUUGCCCUGAUGCUUCACCAAACGAUCCAACACGAUCCACUCACUACCGACCUUCGCUCUAGUGCCGACCGCUGACUUCACCAGCCCAGAGCCUCUCGGCCCUGCAUUCAGUUAGGGGAGAGGCCCUGCAUUGCCAGCUGUCCGUUCCUCCAUUCAUCUGUUUCUUCUGCUGCCCUUAGUUUGAUCCUCACCAUCCACGUUUUGGCUUCCGUUUGCCCUUAUCAAAGGGUCUCUGCUUUCCCUUUGUCACCGUCUGUCUCCUCUUUCCAUAGUCAGGGCUGGGGUGAGACUCAAACUUACUCAUCCUUGCCUAUACCCACCCCCCAAAAACAGGUUUUAUUAAUAAAAAAUGUGAAGAACCAA